This is a messenger RNA of Paramecium sonneborni, 747 nucleotides long. The record is from the annotation of a GenBank genome assembly. Lineage: Eukaryota; Ciliophora; Oligohymenophorea; Peniculida; Parameciidae.
AUGUAAAAAAUCGAUUAUGGUGUUGAAGUUCAUAUUAAUCAAACUCUCUAUGCAGGGAGAUGUUUAUUAUAAAUACUUAAAACACCAGUAGUCUCUUAUCAAUAUUAAUAACAAUAAGCUAAAUUCCUAUUAGCUAUUGAUCAAUAACAAUGGCCAUAAGCAUAAUUAUUACAUGGUACAAAUUGUCCAUGCUUCAAUUAAGAAUUUUAAAAUAAUGAAAUUAAGUAAAGCAAAAUAAGAUUGGCUACUGUGGCUAUGUUAUGUGAUAAAAAUGAUUAUUUUCUAAUCACAAGAAGGCAUUGUCAAAUGAAAACAUUUCCUAAAGCUUGGGUGUUUCCUGGUGGGAUGGUAGAAAAAUAGUAACAUCUAGAAUCUGAAUGUUUGAGAGAAGUUUUUGAAGAAACAGGUAUCAAUACUUAGUUAAUUGAAAAUUAAAUGGAACUCAAAGUUUUAUAUGAAUCAGUUUAUCCAACUAAAUUAUAAAUAGGUUAAUAUCCAUAAAAACAAACUCUCUGCAUUUUUUAUGAAAUUAAACUCAAUGAAUCAUAUAAAAACAUUUAAGUAAAAAUUUAAGAAACAGAAGUUGAUGAUUAUAAAUGGAUUCAAAAGAAUUAAUUAUUAGAAAUAAUGAAUGAAUCUUUACCAGAUGAAUAAUUUAAAGAAAUGAGUGGAAUCUAUCCAAAUCAAUAUGGUUCUGGAAUUGGAGAAGGACAUAUUAAAGCUUUUGUACACAGUUAUAAAAAAUGA